This is a messenger RNA of Symbiodinium pilosum, 489 nucleotides long. NCBI's taxonomy places the organism in Eukaryota, Dinophyceae, Suessiales, Symbiodiniaceae. The record is from the annotation of a GenBank genome assembly.
AUGGAGACUCGUUUGCGCCAAGUUUCCAGUGAGCUCCGUGCACAUCAGCAACUGGUCAGUGUCCUUGCACCAUCGCUGCAGUCGAUAGAAGCUGAUUCUGUCACUGCGGAGCAGCCCGUCGAGAUCUUUAAACUCGCACGAAUUGUCUUCUGUCUGAAUCGAGGGGUGGAGGAAUCCUCAGUGUCACAAGGCCGCCGGCAGAAAAACAGGGAGUUAAGCGUCGACAUUGACCACUACAGCCUGCAGCAGAAGGUGGCAAGGCAUCUCAGCUACAGCAGCUACAAGAUUCUUCGUGAAAUUUGUGAACCAGCUUCCUUCUUGGCUUUUCUUUGUCAGGAGCCUUGCAGGCUUGGAGGACUAAAGCAAGCGACGCCUUCGCGAAGCAAUGUCCAUAACUCGGGCAACCAAGUGAGCCGUGAGCCAGCAAGAUGUUGGCCAGCUAACGAGGUUAAUGCAGCCGAUUUCUUUCUUUCACACUGCGGUCUCUGA